AACAAACUCACCCUUCUCCCCUAUUUCUUCUUGAUGGAUCUCUCUCUAUUUCCAGCCUUCGCAAUCAUCUUCAUCUUCCUUGCUUACGAACUCUACCAACACUUGAGAUUUAAGCUCCCACCAGGCCCAUACCCUUGGCCGAUCAUCGGCAACCUAUACAGCAUAAAAACUGUAAGAUGUCGGUGUUUCGAGGAGUGGUCGCGGGCUUACGGCCAGAUCAUAUCGGUGUGGUUGGGUUCAACACUAAACAUUGUAAUAUCCAGCUCAGAAUUGGCCAGAGAGGUUCUCAAGGAGAAUGAUCAGCACUUAGCAGAUAGGCAUAGGACUAAAACAGCAGCUAAACUUAGUAAAGAUGGGAAGGACCUCAUAUGGGCUGAUUAUGGUCCACAUUAUGUGAAACUUAGGAAGGUCUGCACCCUGGAACUUUUUGCCCCCAAGAGCCUUGAAGCUCUCAGACCCAUCAGAGAAGAUGAAGUUAAAGCCAUGGUUGAAUCCAUUUUUAAACACUGCAGCGGUCCUCAUCAUCAUAAUCAAGCAAGAACCUUGCUGUUGAGAAAUUACGUGGGACAAGUCGCUUUAAACGUUGUCACGAGGCUUGCAAUUGGGAAGAGGUUUGUGAAUCCGGAGCGCUCAAUGGACAAGGUAGUGCUAGAGUUCAAGGCUGUGUUGGCCGAGGAACGGAAGUUGGGAGCAUCAGUUCCCCUGGGGGAGCACAUCCCAUGGCUCCACCGGAUUUUACGCCAAGACGAAUCGGCCUUCGCCCGCCACGAGGCUAGGAAAGACCGCCUUAUCCAGGCAAUCAUUGACGAGAACAGACCCAGUGAGGCUAGCCAGAAGCAUCAUUUCCUAGAUGCAUUGCUCAGCCUCCAAAAGCAAUAUGACCUCAGUGAGGAGACCAUUGUUGGACUGCUAUGGAACAUGAUCAAUGCAGGUGCUGACACAACAGCAAUCUCUGUCGAAUGGGCAAUGGCUGAGGUGAUCAGGAACCCUAGUGUGCAGCAGAAGGCGCAAGAGGAGCUAGACCGGGUGCUCAAGCCAGCUGAUCAGAUACUUACCGAGUUGGACUUCUCCAGCCUCCCUUACCUACAAUGCGUGGCGAAGGAGGCGCUCCGGCUGCACCCUCCAACACCACUAAUGCUGCCCCACAAGGCGAAUGCUAACGUUAAGAUCGGCGGCUAUGAUGUCCCCAAGGGAUCCAUUGUCCACGUCAAUGUUUGGGCCAUCGGUCGCGACGCGGCCGUGUGGCAAGACCCACUAGCGUUCUGGCCAGAGCGCUUCCUUGAGGAGGAUGUGGGCAUUAAAGGGCAUGAUUUCCGGUUGCUCCCCUUUGGCUCCGGCCGGCGGAUGUGCCCUGCAGCGCAGCUCGGCUUCAACUUGGUGGUGUCAAUGCUGGGGCACUUACUGCAUAACUUUCGGUGGACGCCCGCGGAGGGGGUGGAAGCUGAGGAGAUUGACAUGCUUGAGAGCCACGGGCUAGUGUCCUACAUGCGAACUCCCCUUCGGGCUGUGGCUACUCCCAGGCUACCUGAGCAUUUAUACAAACACAUGGUGGUGCCUAUGUAACAUGAGUUGUGAAGUUUGCAACAAACUAUAGAUGCUUUCUUCUAAAUUUUGGGUGGAGGCUGAUGGAUUUUUCGAGUUGUUUCUCCAAUUCAUUGAGGAUCGAGAGAAAACAGAGUGGAGAACCUCCCUCAGAAUUCACACUAGUUGAAUGGUCUUCCACACAUGUUUAAUAAAUGUGAUAAAAUCCUGGUUCUAAAACACAGGCUUAGGGUUCAGAUCUUUGAUUUGGAUUGUAUAGAGUUAGUAAAAUGCAAAAUUCCUUUUAAAUUUAUAUAAAUAUAAUUUAAAGGUAAGAAAUAUAAAUAAAGUCAAAUAAAUUUAAAACACA
Messenger RNA from Malania oleifera, 1891 nucleotides. Its product is annotated as cytochrome P450 98A2-like. Gene Ontology annotation, molecular function: monooxygenase activity; iron ion binding; heme binding. The coding region runs from base 34 to 1563 and encodes 509 amino acids. NCBI's taxonomy places the organism in Eukaryota, Viridiplantae, Streptophyta, Magnoliopsida, Santalales, Ximeniaceae. The transcript has a single exon. The record is from RefSeq and is a predicted model, not a curated record.